AUAAUUCAAACUUAAAAGAACGCCAUACAUAUAUAGACGUGUCAACCACUCUAACAAUAAAUAUGUUCACAAACAAAUAAAUAAUAAUGAUCAUAUACAAGUCGUUGCUACAAAUAUAAAACCCUCACAUAUAUAUACAUCAUAAACUUUUCCACCUUCUCAUCCAAACAAAAAAAAAACACAUAGAUUAGAGGUACAUUUAUAAAUAAUAUUCUUUGUUCUAAAAUGAGUGACCAUGAUCAUGAUCAUACACUAGUUGUUCAUCACAACAAGAUUUUGAUAAAAUCAGCCUUAGUAAGAGUCCCAUUUCGAAUAACCACAACAACAUUACUAAGCCUCUUACUUCCAUUAUCUUUUCUCCUCUUGGCUAGGAUCGCCUGCGCCCGUUUCCUCCUCAACCAGCUACAACCGUCUCCACCUUUCUUCUCCAUAUUCCUCCACACAAGCCCUUCAAUCCUCUAUCUCAUAGUCUCCACCAUAAGCAUAGCUACACUCGUCCACACCCUAACAGUAGGCAAGCUCACACUCCUCAGCGAGUCACUACCGUUGACCACCGCUCUCCUCAGCCGUAGACUCCGCCUCAGCGCCGCCUGGAUCUUCCUAAUCACAUUACAAGUGUGCGUGGGUUUAGGGAUCGAAGGAACCGUUUCAUUGGGAACAGAUUUUUCGAGCUUCGGUACGGACAGGACUUUGGUGAGUCGAGUCAUUUUCUUUCUCGGCUUGCACGAAACGAUGCUUCAUUGGUCGAGGCUUGUGGUUAAGCCUGUGGUGGACGACACCAUUUUCGGUGUCGUUUCGAGGAACGAAAAGUGGUUCGAGAGAGGAGCCAUAGCUGGGAGUUUCGGUGGGUUGUGGUAUUGGCGGCUGAGGGACGAGGUUGAGUCGUUGGUGGUUGUGGCUGAGGCUAAAGGUGAGAUGUUAAUGGAGGUUGGUUUGGCUGACUUUGCUGGCUGGUGGUUGUAUUACUUGACUGUCACUAUUGGUAUGGUGAAAGUCAUUAAGAGUCUUAUGUGGGUUGGAAUGUCUUUGUUUUGUAGGAGAGUAGGUAGAAUCUCAUCUGAAAUAAUUGACUCCAAUACUAAUAGUAAUAUUGCUACUUUAAAUAUUGUUGUUGAAGAAAAAGUCUGAUCAUAUUACUGAGUAAAAAAUUGUAUGUUACUGUGUAUUUUUUCUUUCUUUCUUUUACUGCUUCUUUAAGAUGUAUAAAAAAAUUUCUUGGAAAAAGAAAUAAAGAAGAAGAAGAAAAGAAUAUUAUUA
Messenger RNA from Cannabis sativa, 1257 nucleotides. RefSeq lists its product as uncharacterized. Bases 226 to 1128 code for a protein of 300 amino acids. The record is from RefSeq and is a predicted model, not a curated record. NCBI's taxonomy places the organism in Eukaryota, Viridiplantae, Streptophyta, Magnoliopsida, Rosales, Cannabaceae. The transcript has a single exon.